UCUUUCUGACUUCCUCAGUUCUGGCGUGGCAAAUAAAGAGGUGAGACGUGCCCGAAACAACUAAAUCCUGAGUUCUGACUGUAAAGUCCACAUUAGUUGAAUGGUGAACUUGAGUGUGGUUCUAAACACCAAAAUGCUUUCUAUUUUGGUUCUUUUGACAGCUGAAUGCCUUUCCAUAAGUGCUACAUCCACUGUUCGCUUGAUGGUACCUUUCUCUCAGGCGAAGGUAGAACAACUGUACAACGUUGACAUCAAUCGAACACAUUCUGCUACUUACAGAGAAAAGCCACUCUCAUCGUGUGACCGUAUUUUCGUGGAAGAAAAUUUCUUUUUAAGAAGUCCAAACUAUCCUGGUGGUUAUCACACUUUCACAGAAUGUCAUUACCUAGUCAAACGAGCGAACAGAGACAUCUGUGGGCUGGAGCUAAAAUUUUUGAAGUUCGAUAUCGAACCGAGUGAUGGCUGUGUUUAUGAUUUUUUAGAAGUGGACAGACAAAAGCUAUGUGGCAUCAUCGCUUCGGAAGCAGUUCGGGUUUUCAUGUUUAAUGAAGACAGAAUGAAUAUUAAGUUUAUUAGCGAUGCACAGAUAACAAGAUCGGGUUUUAAUAUACAUGUCAGACAAACCAAGGACUGUUACCCUGGGAAUGUUUAUUACCCCCCUCCUUCCUGUAACGUGUACACAGAUUCAGAAACAGGAGAACUUCACAGUUUAGGGCACCCAAAGAAGUAUCGAAGCAAUCUGAUCUGUAUGUAUAAAAUCAAACAACGCGAUAGAACCUUUUGUACAGUAACUCUCCGGUUUCUCGACUUUGAUUUGGAUUAUACCGCGGGUUGUUUUGGAGAUUAUCUUGAAGUAGAUGGACAACGGUUUUGUGGAACCACAUUACAAGGCCGAUCACGAACAAUAUCAUUUGGCAUAAGGGAUACCGUGGCACUGAUUUUUCGGACCGACGCUGUUUCUGUUAAGCGAGGCUUCAGGCUUGGAUUUCAACAAAACCAUUGCUCAGGGAUGUUAACUCCUCUUGGCUCUUUACCAAAGUUUCCCAGCAGAGACGAUCCAUCAGUGGCUCUUGACUACUCCCAGCCAAUUAAAAGAGUUAGUUCAGAACCUUUAAAAAAGUUUGAAGUCUUUGGUUCUUCAUUUCCUUCCAGAGCAUCCAAAUCAGCAUUUUUGCGUGAAGAAGCACAAACUUUUGUCGAAGAGAAAGCCCCUGGAUACUGUGUUCAUGUCUUCAGUGAACGUGACUUCGUCAUCCAGAGUAAGAAUUUUCCCAGUAAUUAUGAGGACAACUUAGAUUGUCAGUAUGUUAUCAGACGCCGGAGCAACAUCUGUGGGUUACAGUUGAUUUUUAUAUCUUUUGAAGUGGAGUCUAGCCAGAAUUGUGAGUACGAUUACCUCGAGGUAGACGAAGAACGAUUCUGUGGGUCUUUACCUGCUGAUCUUGUUAGGAACCUACAUUUUGAAACAAACGAGAAGAUUCUUCGAUUUCAUUCAGACGGAGCGAACCCCAGACCUGGAUUUUUGAUUCAGGUUCACCAAAAGGAAUGUGCUUCUCGAACCGAUACACCAAUAUCUGGUCAUCACUGUCACCGUGAAUUCAGUGACCAGGUGUUCGAUUUAACUUCUCCAAACUACCCUGAGAACUAUGGAAACACGUUAGAUUGUUCUUACACUAUUAAUAGGUUUAGCAAUAAUAUCUGCUUCUUGGAACUCCAGUUUCUAGACUUCUCCCUUCAAGAUGAAGUCAACUGUCAGUAUGAUUACCUUCAAAUUUAUAAAAACUCGUUUUGUGGAAACAUUGACAGAGGUUUUAUUCGUUCCUUUGAAUUUCAAGAUCACAGCACCAUUAUUCGCUUCCACACAGACGCCAUUUCUACCAGUCGUGGUUUUCACAUCCGGGUAACUCAAAAAGAGUGCAAUUUCCAAGCGAGUCCCCCUCCGGACCUCAGCCCAGUUUAUUGUAACAAGAGGUUUUCUAGUAAAGAAUUUGAAAUACGCAGCGUAAAUUAUCCCAUUAAUUACGACAACAAUUUGGACUGCCGUUAUACUAUUUUACGUUUCAGUGACUUUGUUUGCAAACUAGAGUUUACUUUCAAGGAAUUUCAGAUUCCAAAUAGUCCAAGUUGUUCCGAUGAUUACCUAGAAGUGGAACAGGAACGUUUGUGUGGCAAACUUACAAGUAACGUACGACGAAUAAUUGAGUUCAACGAGACUGCAAAGGUUUUAUCCUUUCAUUCUGAUGAUCGCCAUACUGACCGAGGUUACGUCAUUCGGGUUGUACAGGAAGAAUGUAAUUUAUACACAACUGGAAUGCCGUUCGUGUCCGACAGAAGUUUUUGUAGCAACGUUUACACCCGGAAAGAAUUCUAUCUGAAAAGCGCAAAUUAUCCCUCAAAUUACGAUAACAACUUGGAUUGCAUUUACACUGUCCGACGUCACAGUGCUAAUAUCUGUACUCUCAAACUACAGUUCCUGCACUUUGAUAUCGAAUCGAGUACAAAUUGCGAGUAUGACUACGUGGACGUGGACGGCCAGAAGCUUUGUGGAACCUUACCACCAGAAACCUCUAAAAACUAUGAUUUCCAGUCGUUUGAAAAAGUGAUCCGUUUUCGGACUGACUCGGCUAGCUCUCGUCCUGGGUUUCAAAUAAAAGUCACCCAAGAAGAAUGUUUAGAAGAUUCAUUUCCGACCUCAGCUACGCCUUCGUCAAGCCCUUGUCACAGGAGAUAUACAGAGACGGAAUUCGAUAUCAGAAGUGAGGAAUAUCCACGAGAAUAUCCUAACAAUUUGGACUGUCGCUAUAUCGUUCAUCGGCAGAGAGAUAGCUGCAAAUUGGAGCUGACCUUUCUGAGUUUUGAUGUCGAGGUUAACGAAAAUUGUCAGUACGACUACGUCUCUGUGAAUGGGGAAACGUUGUGUGGGCUGCUGCCUGUCGGAGAAAAAAGAACCUUGGAUUUCAAAACGUCAGAGAUCGUAAUUGAAUUCCACUCAGAUUCAGCCACCUCACGACCCGGUUUUCAUAUCAGAGCUAAACAGAUUCCCUGUUCUUCUAAACUCUUUCCCCCAGAAGAUAGUGAGUCUUGUGAUGAGACAUAUGAUGCUCUUAACGGUGUCAUACAGAGUAAAGGAUAUCCUGGAAAUUACCAUGACAACCUUGUUUGUACGUAUCGCUUCAAGCCGCAGCCAGGGUACUGCAAUGUGGUACUCAGUUUCUCUGACUUUCAACUCGAGCCUUCCAGAGGUCGUUGUGUACAGGAUUAUCUCGAAAUAAACGGUGUUCGUUAUUGCGGAAAACAACUAAAAGGAGACACCCGUACAUUAAGAAUUAACGCUGAGCAGCGUGAAGCGUUUGUACAAUUUGUUACGGACCAGCGAUUCACAGAUCGUGGAUUUAAAGCUUCUUUCCGCCAGGUUCUUUGUUCCACCGACCAACCUUUUACCACUCGGCCCCCUAUAACACCACUUGUUACGCUUGACCCGGGAAACUCCUGUGAACGCUUGUAUACCUCUUCGAGCUUUGAACUUACAAGCCCGAAUUAUUCCAAUCAUUACGGAAACAAUCUUGACUGCCUCUACACUAUCCUCCGGAUAAACAAUCAGAUAUGUAAACUUCGGAUGACAUUCGAAUCAUUUGAUGUUGAGACAAGCAACGGCUGUCAGUAUGACUACCUCAAGAUAGAGGAUGAACCAUUAUGUGGGAUUCUGCCAAGAAAUUCUGUCAGAGAAUACGACUUUCAGAACUUUGAAUUUGUGAUACGCUUUCACUCUGAUCCAGCUAACACCAGACCAGGAUUUAAAAUACACGUUCAGCAGGUAGACUGUCAUCGAAGUUCUCCAGAGCAGUCGGACCCUCAUCUUUCAACCUCUCAGACCCAUAUCCAACCGUUACCUACAAUAGCACCCACACUUCCCCAACCUAUUACUCCACCCAUUUCAACAAUAAACUGUAACAAAGUUGUUACUCGUCCCUUUUUUGAAUUGUAUAGCGUUAAUUAUCCCGAUCUUUACCCGAACGGCUUAAACUGUCGCUACAGCAUCAAGCGUUUCAAUGAAAGUGUGUGUCGAUUAGAACUCGUUUUGGUUCGGUUCGACUUGGAACCCAGUACAAACUGUCAGUUUGAUUAUUUGUCUGUUGACAAUGAGAAACUUUGCGGACACUUACCACGAAAUACUACACGUAACUAUAAGUUAUCAUCAUCUGAGAAGCACAUUUACUUUCGAUCUGAUGAAAGAGUUCGAGGACAAGGCUUUAUAAUCAAGGGACGGCAAGUAGUUUGCCCAGGACAUUCUGCUGGCCCAAGUUCACGCCCACCAUUUGAACUUCCUGGACUUCGUGAACGAUGUGAUGAAGAAUUUUAUUCCGAAGAUUUCGUCUUAAGAAGCCCAAAUUAUCCCCAGAACUAUCCUAACGACGUCACGUGCCGUUACCUAAUCCACCAAUACAAACCUGAAGUUUGCGCUCUUGAUGUAACAGUUCACAGUUUUGAUCUUGAAGAAAGCCGAAACUGUGAAUACGAUUAUCUCGACAUUAACGAUCAACGACUUUGCGGUCAGAUACCCAGCAAUUCUUUCAAAAUUAUUCCGUUUCAGGAAAAAAAUUUUGUACAGUUGCUGUUUCACUCUGAUAAAGCGACUAAUCGGCCAGGGUUUUCAGUUCGUGUUCAACAAGUAACCCAAUGUCAGACUCACAGACUAAGACCAACAUGGCGACCAGCUACGCCCCCACCAGCACUCUGCACCUACUGUCAGCGACAAGAAAGAGGACAUUUCACAAGUCCUGGUUUUCCUGAACCUUACAAGAAUGGCGUACGUUGUUCUUACCGAAUUCAACCAGUUAAAGGAUUUUGUGGGGUGGAAAUUUUCUUCCAUGAGUUCGAAGUAGAGUUUUCAACUGGUUGUCAAAAGGACUUCUUCAAACUUGAAAACAGACGUUUCUGUGGCACACAAUUGAGAAAGCAAACACGUGAAGUGGACUUCAGGGACGGUCCUCUUCCAGAAGUCCAGUUAAAAUUUGAGAGCGACGAUUUCUCCAGUGACCGAGGUUUUCAUCUCGAAUAUCGACAAAUUCCGUGUCGUAAUAUUUUUGGUCCUCUUAGAGCUCUGAAACUGAGUGAUGGUGGUCUACAUACUUUAUCUGAUACCAACAGAUAUAGCAACACCUCCAGUGUUGAUUACAUCAAACGUUCAAGUACACCAGGAAGAUUUACAGAAUGGGAAGACAUUCACACUCACGUCCGAAAUGGAAGCCUUCCUUCACAAGCGUUUUUUCUUGAUCCAACUAUAGACUUACUACGUCUUGACAGUGUCUAGAAGCAAUUAAACUUGAUAAACCAAAUAAGAAAUAGUUGCUUAAAGUCGAAUUCAAUACACAGGAAGUCUUAUUAUUAGGCUUUUCCCGAAUAUUUUAGUAAACCAAAGAAGGGUUGAUCUGAAAAAAUGCAAAAAAUAAAUAAAUAUCCCUUCCUUCUAACAAGUCCCUUUUUUUCCCCCAAAUAUAUACCGAAGAAGAAUUAAGUCUAAAAAAGUUAGAACGAAACCCUCCUCCUUCUUCCUAACCCUUUUCAGAAUUUAUUAAUCUUCCUCUAAAGAAACUAUGGUACUAUAAUUCUUUCUUAGAAAUUCGGACAGAAAGGUACAUAUUUUAUAGCACAUUUUUCAUUUGAAUUUUAUGUUCUUCGAACAAGAAGUCAGGGCUGUAGAAGGAGUGACUUAACCACUUGGUUCCUACCCUCUUCUUACAAGUAUAUUUGCGUUCGAUUGAAUGCAGUUAAAACAUUACUGAGGUAACUGAAUAUUUUGUUUUCGUACAUAUAUGCAUCAAGGAUGAAGGAGAACGUCUACACUGUAAACACACAAUAUUGAAGCUCCAUAAACCCCAAAUCAUUACGUUUAUUUGCAAAUUAUUAUGUAUAAAAAUAAUUU
This is a messenger RNA of Limulus polyphemus (Atlantic horseshoe crab), 5923 nucleotides long. RefSeq names its product cubilin-like. NCBI's taxonomy places the organism in Eukaryota, Metazoa, Arthropoda, Merostomata, Xiphosura, Limulidae. Gene Ontology annotation, molecular function: serine-type endopeptidase activity. The coding region runs from base 101 to 5311 and encodes 1736 amino acids. The transcript has 21 exons. The record is from RefSeq and is a predicted model, not a curated record.